This is a messenger RNA of Salpingoeca rosetta, 527 nucleotides long. RefSeq lists its product as uncharacterized. The record is from RefSeq and is a predicted model, not a curated record. NCBI's taxonomy places the organism in Eukaryota, Choanoflagellata, Craspedida, Salpingoecidae. Bases 14 to 331 code for a protein of 105 amino acids. The transcript is spliced from 2 exons.
CCGUGAACUUGACAUGGCGACACCAGCAGAGACAGUUGACCUCAAGCCUGACGAAGAGGGGGCUGAAGACGAGGCCUCGACCCUGAAUGAGCUCCUCAAGCUCAUCGAUGAGUAUGACGACAGAGACGCUUUGCACAGCUUCUUCGAGCGUCUGGAACAAGAGGAACACGACAGAGUGCGAGGUGUUGCAGUUCCCACAUUGCACGCCGAAUUCAGCAAGCUGAUCUGCGACCCUGAAGCGUCGGACAAGCGCAUCAGCGUUAUCUUGUCCAUCGCGGCGCGCAUUCACGUCGAAGCGGAGGCCCGCCGCCCUGAGAGGAAGCAGGAUUAGUCGCCGCAAUACAGCCUCAUCCUCCCUGACUGCGCCACUGUGGCAUCCGUGUGCAUCUCAAAACAGCAAAGCACGACUGCGGCAACCGCCAACGUUUCAAGGCCGUCCUCACCAGCAACAUCCCCCCUUUCCAAACACAACCUUGUGUGGGAUCUUCGUUGAUGACUGCUGAAAGUCUGUUCUGUUCAGGCGUUCC